Molecule: messenger RNA, 1089 nt
Organism: Danaus chrysippus (African queen)
Lineage: Eukaryota; Metazoa; Arthropoda; Insecta; Lepidoptera; Nymphalidae
Source: the annotation of a GenBank genome assembly
AUGUUUUGCGUCCAAGAGAAGGAGGCUCAUGUAGAGCCGUUUCGGAACUCGGAAAAAGAUCCUCUGACGACCCAAUCAGAAUCUAGCGACGAGGAGCCGGACCCUAAACGAAUGAAGUACAACCGGCCGGAGCUGAACUUACAAAUGUAUCAGUUGACCUCCUUCAACACACCCAAGUCCCUAUCAAUAUACCCAUCCACACCGACCUCUACUUUACCCAAAUUCGUAAACAACCCUCUCAAUCUGGCUAACCCUCUCGCAUUUGCCACGAGCAACCUUCAAACGAACAUAGUCAAGAACCUUCACACAAGAUACUCUCUGCCGGCCAAACUGACCAUAACGCCUGUGACUAAGACUGUGACAGACAGCGGGGAGGUCGUGCGGUAUAAAAAGAACGGGGAGAUAGCAAAGAAACGAGGACCGCCUAAAGGAUACAAACGGAAACCCAAAGAUCUAUCCCAGAGCUUUUCAAACGGAGCUUUACUACAAGCUCAGAACACUAUUUUAACAAGUCUCCUGGCAGCUACCAACACAAGUCUAACAACAGUGACCCCAGCUCCACCGGCUGAGCCAGUACCCGAGAUCAAGCUUCCUCCAGGCACGGAGCUGGUGGAGCUGCUCCUGGACCCGUCCGACUGGUUCCCGUCGGAGCCCUACCGCAUGGUGUUCAGCCGCAAGAAGAACCCCAAGUGGAAGAACUUCCCCUACCGCUGUGAACACUGCUUUAAGGGUUACCGAGUCCUAUCCACGCUAGUGAGUCACUGCGGCGCGCGUCACGGCUGCCCCCCGCGCUCCCUCGCGCUGCCCUGCCCCUGCUGCCCGCACGUCUCCCUCCGACGGAAACACCACAAGAAACACUUGGAGACGCACCAGGGGAAGAGACACAGGAUCUUCUGUGUGUACUGUCUGCCCGCUGACGACGGGCCCUACACCAAAGAAGCCAUCAAGUACCCGUUUGAGACAUACCCGCACUACUGGUACGCUUCAGAGGAGUCUCUCAGACUACACAAGAAGAGGAAGCAUCCCUACGCUGCCAUGUUCAACUACAACUGGUUCUGUACCUGGGGAGAGGGCUCGCCUAACAGCUAG